Phytophthora sojae is the source of this 1005-nucleotide messenger RNA. RefSeq lists its product as hypothetical. The record is from RefSeq and is a predicted model, not a curated record. The transcript is spliced from 4 exons. NCBI's taxonomy places the organism in Eukaryota, Oomycota, Peronosporomycetes, Peronosporales, Peronosporaceae. The coding region runs from base 1 to 1005 and encodes 334 amino acids.
AUGCCAGACACGGACGUCAACAUGGCCGAGAACGAGAUGUGUUCGAGCCCCUCCCAGUCCAGCACCGAAGACUCCGACUCCGACAACUCGGUAGCAGAGGAGGCAUCGGCUUCUGCGAACGGCUGGCUCAUGCCGGUUGUGGCGGGUGUAGUCACCGCUGCCUGCGACAACAUCGUGCUGAGGCUGGAAAGGAUCGUGACGAGUAUGGACGCUCAGAUCGACGCUGCCCACAACACCGUGCAGGAAACGGUUACUGCGAUGGACGCUACUGUCGACGGCCUGAAAUUGUUUAUGAGCACCAUGUUCGACGAGCUUCUAGCCACCAUCCGCGACAAAUUCCGGGAGCAGGAUCAAGCACUCGUCGCUAAACUCCAGGAGCAGGGUCGAGUCCACGCCGCCAAAGUCCGGGGACUGGAACAAACCCUUGAAUCCCAGAAUCAAGAUCUGAAGGCGCUGAAGGCAGAAGUGCUGGAAAGGAAGAAGGAUAUGCGGCUACUUCUCGAGUCCAGGGAAGGGAACGCCGACCUCAUCCCGAACACGGACCUUAACAUGGCCGACGGCGAGGUGUCGACUCCCGCCUAUUCCAGUACCGACGAGUCCGACAGCGAGAGCUCGACCGAGAACGGCCCGGAAGCUCCGACAGAGGCGCCCUCUUCUCGUACCCUCGACAGCAUCCUACAGAGAGUGGACGCCGUGGUCACCGCCGCCUUAGCCAACUUCUCGUCGCGGAUGAUCAACACGUUGGAUGAAAUCGCAGAGCGCUUCGGUGGCAAAAUUCGGGAGCGCGAUCAAGCUGUCGACGAGCUCGAACAAACCUUCAAGGCAAAGAACCAAGCUCUAGAGGCGGAGAUACUGCAGCUGAAGAAGGAUGCGCAUCUUCUACGGGAAAACAGGCAAGGGACAGCUGACCUCCACCCCAGCGCUCGAUCAGUCAAGCGCAUCCGAAGCCAAACUGAAACGGAGCCAUCGACAACCCACCCCCGAGAUCAUCCGACGUCGCAGUAG